Agelaius phoeniceus (red-winged blackbird) is the source of this 630-nucleotide messenger RNA. It is a transcript of the gene RAB17, whose product is annotated as RAB17, member RAS oncogene family. Gene Ontology annotation, molecular function: GTP binding; GTPase activity. The record is from RefSeq and is a predicted model, not a curated record. NCBI's taxonomy places the organism in Eukaryota, Metazoa, Chordata, Aves, Passeriformes, Icteridae.
AUGGCACAGGCAGUGACACCAGAGGGGCCCCGUCCCUCCCACAUGUACAAGGUGGUGAUGCUGGGCAGCAUGUCCGUGGGCAAGUCCAGCCUGGCCUACAGAUACGUGAAGAACGACUUCAGGGAGCUGCUGCCCACCGUGGGAUGCUCCUUCUUCACACAGAUCCUGGAGCUGGACGAGGCCACUGUCAAGUUUGAGAUCUGGGACACAGCGGGGCAGGAGAAGUACCAGAGUGUCUGUCACCUCUACUACAGGGAUGCCCACGCUGCCCUCCUCGUUUAUGACAUUGCCAACAAGCAAACAUUCAGCAGAGCAAAGCUGUGGCUGGAGGAGCUGGAGAAGAAAUUCCUGCCUGAUGAAAUCGUGGUUGCUCUGGUGGGGAACAAGACAGACCUUGCUGCUGAGAGAGAGGUCACCACUGAGGAGGGGGAAGAAUUUGCACGAACAAAAGGCCUCCUGUUCAUGGAGACAUCUGCAAAAUCCAACCACCAGGUGAAUGAUGUCUUCAUGGCCGUAGUCCAAGAGCUCCUGAGGAGGGAGAAAGAGAAGGCACCCAGGCCAUCCCCACGUGGGAGCUCCACCGUGGACCUGAGGGGAAGUGGGACAAGGAAAAGGUGCUGCAGGAGCUGA